This is a messenger RNA of Nematocida ausubeli, 255 nucleotides long. RefSeq lists its product as uncharacterized. Gene Ontology annotation, biological process: protein histidyl modification to diphthamide. The record is from RefSeq and is a predicted model, not a curated record. Lineage: Eukaryota; Fungi; Microsporidia. The transcript has a single exon. Bases 1 to 255 code for a protein of 84 amino acids. Gene Ontology annotation, molecular function: metal ion binding.
AUGGAUGAAGACUAUGAAGAAGUGGAUAUUGACAUGAUGGAGUAUGAUCGUGUGAAUGAAGUAUUUACGUAUCCGUGUCCAUGUGGUGAUAGAUUUGAGAUAUCAUUUGAGGAAUUAUUUAAUGGAGAAGAAAUUGCUACGUGUCCUUCUUGUUCUCUUGUUGUGAAGGUUAAUUAUCUUAUGGAAGAUUUAGAGCGUAUGCAGAGAGUAUUGGCAGGUCAUGAGAGAGUAAGCAAUAUUGGGUAUGCCAUAUAA